AUGCUCUUAGAACUUCAAGUGCUGGAUCUCUCUGAGAACUCUUUGACCUCCAUCCAGCGAAGCUUGCGACCCUUGGCGGCCUGUGCGCAGCUGAAAGAUCUGCAUGUGAAAGGAAACCCGCUCGCAAAGGGUGAGGCUCGUGCACUGCUCUCGACGCUGCGACAUCUCUUUCCCAGCUUAGUCACUUUGGACGCUCAACCUCUCCACUUGAGAGGUAGCUCCCGCAGCUCCCACGUGCCGCGGCUGAACGCCGCGCCGCGGCUGGACGCCGCGCCGAACGGCGGACGUGGCGGAUACGCCACGGUCGGUCCGGCGAACUAUGCCAGGUCCACCUGCAGUAGCCUGCGCCGGUCCACCAGCGAGGGCGCGGGUGCCGGAAGAGAAGGACGAGAACGCCCGCCCACCAGCACUCCAGCACCGCGCGGCGGUACGCAGCGCUCGGCGGUACGGCCCAGCCACUUUGCUCCGCCUCCUCGCCCCUGCUCGCCGCCGACCUCGGCGGCCGACGUCAGUGGCGCCACGCAUGGCGAGCGCCUGGACGAUCAGAGGGGUCAGAGGCUGUCUCCGGACGCUCGCUUCCGCGCAUCUCCCGCGCGGGAGAUGCGCGAUGCUGCGGGGCGCCAGACGUUGACGACGAACAGGGCGACGGCGAAAGCUGUGGUACCGCCAAGGACGGUGACCCAGGAGCACCUGGUCCAAUACCGAUGCCUCAUCGAGGAGAAGCGGCGCUUGCUGCGCAAGAUCUCCUCGGAGCUGGGGGACGGCGUGGCCCGGCGCUGCUUCUCCGAAGUGCCGCUGCUGCGGAGGUGA
Molecule: messenger RNA, 810 nt
Organism: Durusdinium trenchii
Lineage: Eukaryota; Dinophyceae; Suessiales; Symbiodiniaceae
Source: the annotation of a GenBank genome assembly